AUGGGCGCCACCCCAUUCCACCGUUCCAUCCUCGAGGUCCGGUUGCCGAGACACUUCGACAAACCAACAGAUAUGAGGUAUGACGGAACACAGGACCCGCAAGAGCACCUAACGGCCUUCGAGGCCCGAAUGAACCUCGAAGGAGUGGGAGACGAGGUGAGGUGCCGUGCUUUCCCGGUCACCCUGGCAGGCCCGGCGAUACGGUGGUUCAAUAGCCUCCCGCAGGGUUCUGUAGCCGCCUUCUCGGACAUCACCCGCACCUUCUUGGCGCAAUUCACUACUAGAAUCGCGAAGGCAAAGCACCCAAUCAAUCUUCUCGGCGUGACCCAAAGUGUCGGGGAGACGACUAGAAAGUAUUUAGUUCGGUUCAACGACGAAUGCCUGGAAAUCGAAGGACUAACUGACUUUAUGGCCAGCCUUUGUCUGACGAAUGGCCUUCUUAAUGAGGAUUUCCGAAAGCACCUCACCACUAAACCGGUCUGGACGAUGCAUGAGAUCCAGACCGUAGCCAAGGAAUACAUAAAUGAUGAGGAAGUCAGCCGAGUCGUGGCUGCCAACAAACGGCAGCCCUCCUACAAUCAACCCAGGCACCAUGGUAACAGAGAAAGGCAGAAGGAACAGGUCAGAGACGGGGGGCCGAGCAAGGCACCCAGACCGGAGCCAAGGAGACGACAUCGCGACCACGAUGAAGACGGCAAGACCCGAUCGACGAAAUGGCGGCAAGAACCAGAAGACAACGAUCACGGCCUCACCAUAAUAAACGUGGUGACCGCCAAGAACACAGCGCCAAAGUCGAGGUCUGCGCACAAGAAAGACGCCAAAGUCCUGGCAAUUUCCUCCUCGCCGGCACGAAGCUCCAAGAGGUCCCCAACUAUUUCCUUUGGGCCAGAGGAUCAUUGGUUCGACGAGGUCCCUGAGAACCCACCCAUGGUCAUUACGGCUAGGGUGGGAACCGACCUCGUCAAACGAAUCCUUGUGGACACGGGGGCAGACUUGAACAUUAUGUUCCGCAACGUGUUCGAUGUGCUAGGUUUACGGGACGCCGACCUCAUGACUCACCAACACGGUGUCAUAGGGUUGGGUGACCACUUCAUUAAGCCGGACGGGAUAAUAUCCCUCCCGACCUCCGUGGGACAAGGACAAGGGCGGAUGUCAAUAAUGGCCGAGUUUGUAGUUCUACGGGACUCCACUGCCUACAACAUCAUCCUGGGGAGGAAAACGAUCAACGAUGUUGAGGCGGUAAUCAACACGAAGCUGUUGGUUAUGAAGUUUGUGGCUGAUGACGGAUCUAUAGGAUCCAUAAGAGGAGAUCUGGAAAUGGCAGUCGCUUGCGACAACGCCAGCCUCUCCUUGAGGAAGAAGUCUAAAGAAGCAUCCGGAGUGUUCCUUGUUGACUUAGACACCAGAGUCGACGACAAGCCAAGGCCAGAACCAGAGGGGGACUUGGAAAAGUUCAGGGUCGGUGACACAGAGGAAAAGUUCACGUUCGUUAAUAGAAACCUCCCACACGAGUUGAAAGAACCCCUAGUAGAAAUGAUUAGGGCCAACGGAGAUCUAUUCGCUUGGACGCCAGCCGAUAUGCCGGGGCAUAGACCCUAG
Molecule: messenger RNA, 1599 nt
Organism: Arachis duranensis
Lineage: Eukaryota; Viridiplantae; Streptophyta; Magnoliopsida; Fabales; Fabaceae
Exons: 2
Coding region: 1-1599 (532 amino acids)
Source: RefSeq, a predicted model, not a curated record